AUGGAUACCCGAGCUUCUAUACCUCUUCCACCUUAUAGUGAGACGGAUACGAACGCCAGUAUUAUCCUAACGCCGCCUUCUUCGCAUUAUGCUAAUGCAGCUGUGACGGCUUCGACACUGCCAUCUCUUGCCUCGGACACUGCUACAGGAGCAGGCAUCUACACUCCCAGCACGUCUCCAUCUCCAUCUGAAUAUCAGCAUCCAGAACUUCCAGCUGACUACACUGUUUCUCUAUCCGCUGCAGCCUUUUUUGAGUCGCGGCCUCUGCUGGACAGACUUUCUUCUCAUCCGACCAUAAGCCACAACAUUACUGUAGGCUCCGAGACCGAUCAUGGAGACCUUCCUUGCCUCGAGGAGUUGGCAUCGAACGAUGUCACUCAGCAGGAUUGGGCUACGUUUCUUAACCACCUCUUACCUGGACGUAUUGUCAUUGUUAAUAAUGAUAUCGCCAAUCGUAAACUAUGA
Glarea lozoyensis ATCC 20868 is the source of this 465-nucleotide messenger RNA. RefSeq lists its product as uncharacterized. The coding region runs from base 1 to 465 and encodes 154 amino acids. The transcript has a single exon. NCBI's taxonomy places the organism in Eukaryota, Fungi, Ascomycota, Leotiomycetes, Helotiales, Helotiaceae. The record is from RefSeq and is a predicted model, not a curated record.